Messenger RNA from Neomonachus schauinslandi (Hawaiian monk seal), 4779 nucleotides. Its product is annotated as KIAA0586 ortholog. NCBI's taxonomy places the organism in Eukaryota, Metazoa, Chordata, Mammalia, Carnivora, Phocidae. The transcript is spliced from 33 exons. Gene Ontology annotation, cellular component: centriole; ciliary basal body. Gene Ontology annotation, biological process: smoothened signaling pathway. The coding region runs from base 1 to 4689 and encodes 1562 amino acids. The record is from RefSeq and is a predicted model, not a curated record.
AUGUUUUGGUGUGGGACUAGUUUUGUUACCAAUAAUAUGAAAGGCUCUGAGUUUAGCCCGGAAAAUAAAAAAAGGGUUAAAAUACCAGCGAGGAGACUUCGUGAGGUAGUUUCUCCAAAUCAGGGAGAUAGUUUGGCUUUGCUGAAAGAUGAGUUGCCCUGUGUUCCUCCAGCGUUGUCUGCAAAUAAACGCCUUCCUGUUAGAACCGAGGCUAGCUUGAAUGGAACGUUACGUGGUUCAUCAGACUUGACUUCUGCUAGAAAUUAUCAGCAGCCUCCAUUAGAAAAUUCUACUGGGUCAGAAAGUGAUUUUUCUAAAGAUGUUGCAGUACAAGGAUUGCCUUUGGAGAAACUGGAAGAGAGCAACAAACAAAAAGCAAAUGACAUCUUUAUUUCUCGGUACACCAUGGGACAGAAGGAUGCUCUAAGAGCAGUUUUAAAGCAAAAAGCUCAAAACAUGCCUGUUUUUAAGGAAGUAAAGGUACAGCUUUUAGAAGAUGCAGGCCCAGAAAAGGACGCUGCUACUCAGGAGGCGAGAAUUUCACCCAGUGGAGUUGAUUCAGCUACAACUGUGGCCGCAGCGACUGCAGCUGCCAUUGCUACGGCAGCCCCACUGAUAAAAGUGCAGAGUGAUUUGGAAGCAAAAGUCAAUUCUGUUACAGAAUUACUCAAUAAGUUACAGGAGGCUGAUAAACAGUUACAACGUGUUACAGAGCAGCAAACAAGCAUUCAGAAUAAACAUGAGAAACUACAUUGUCAUGAUCAUGAAAAGCAAAUGAAUGUGUUUAUGGAGCAGCACAUUAGGCAUCUUGAAAAAUUACAACAGCAACAAAUAGAUAUUCAGACUCAUUUCAUUAGUGCUGCGCUCAAGACCAGUAGUUUUCAGCCUGUUGCUACGCCCCCUUCUAGAGUGAUGGAAAAGUAUUCUGGAAAACCAGACUUUUCUAAUCUUGGUAGCAGUGAUCUAUCUUCACAGAACACAUUUGCUUCCAAACAAGCACCUUCUGGAGAGGUUGAAGAUAUGGGUUUUGAUAAACAGAAAUCUCCUUUGGAGACACCAGCACCUCGCAGGUUUGCUCCUAUACCUGUUUCAAAGGAUGAUAAAAUAUCAAAGAGGGAAAAUCCUAAAGAAGAAAAAGAAAAUAUGGAGAUGUCAGGUCAUACAGGAAAUGUAAGACUGUUGGAACAGAUUUUGAAUAACCAUGAUUCUUUGACAAGAAAAAGUGAAUCUUCAGAUAAAACCGUACUAACUAGGUCAAAAAUAGGAUGGAAUCCUGAGAAGAGAGACAGAUUUCCUUCCUGUGAAGAACUAGGAGCAGCCAAAUUGCCUGUACAGAGGUCUGAUGAUUUUCUUCAUGAUCCUGGCCAAAAGAGGAAAGAAACAAAUGGUAUACUCCAGCCAAAAGAAUCUCUGAUUAUGUCAAGGCUUGCUGAUCUUCCACAGAAUUCCAUUAAGCUUCAAACAGCCAAUAAAAGAUCCAUCUUGAAAGAUGCUGAGAAGAUUUUGAGAGGAGUACAAAACAAUAAAAAAGUCCUUGAAGAAAACCUGGAAGCUAUUAUUCGUGCAAAAGAUGGUGCUGCCAUGUAUUCAUUUAUCAAUGCUCUGUCUACUAAUAGAGAGAUGUCAGAGAAGAUCCGGAUCAGAAAGACAGUGGAUGAGUGGAUUAGAACUAUUUCUGCAGAAAUUCAGGAUGAACUGUCAAGAAAAGAUUACGAACAAAAGAGAUUUGAUCAGAAGAAUCAAAGGACCAAGAAAACUCAGAAUAUGAGUAAAGAUAUUAAAACUAACAUGCAAGACAAAACAGUAAACAAUUCUGUAAUUCAAAGAAAAUGUUCUCAAAAACAAAAAGAAGAGGGUUUUAGAAAUCCACCCAUGAGGAGCAUGCCUGCUUCAAACCUACAGAAAGAGAGAAAAGAGGGAUUUUUGAAAGCAACCACAGUGGUACAAGACGAGGAUUUUAUGUUACAAAUUUAUGGAAAACCAAUUUAUCAGGGCCAUCGCAGCACUCUUAAAAAAGGACCGUAUCUCCGAUUUAAUUCUCCAUCUCCUAAGUCCAAACCCCAGAGACCAAAAGUAAUAGAACGAGUUAAAGGCACUAAAGUUAAGUCAAUAAGAACACAAACUGACUUUUAUGCAACAAAACCUGUGAAAAUGGAUUCCAAACCACAACAUCCCGUGACUGCUGUGCUUCCUUCUGGUGAUCAGCAGUACUUGUUCAGCCCAAGCAGAGAAAUGCCUACUGUUUCAGGUACACUGGAAGGUCAUCUAAUUCCUAUGGCCAUUCUUUUAGGACAAACCCAAAGUAAUAGUGAUUCCAUGCCACCCCCUUCAGUAAUUGUAAACAAGCCACACCCUGUAACAGUGACUACUUCUAUUCCUCCAUCAUCUCGAAAAACGGAAAUUGGAAUAAAGAAACCUAACAUCGCAAUUAUAGAAAUGAAGUCGGAAAAAAAGGAUCCUCCUCAGCUUACUGUACAGGUAUUACCCAAUGUGGAUAUUGAUAGCAUUUCGAAUGGUAGUGCUGAUGUCGAUCUAUCUGUGCCUAGUCCCAAAGAAGCAUGUCCUCCUCUGAAAACCUUGACACAGACCCCAGAACUUAUGAAGGUAGAUGAAGAAGAGGUGGAGUUUCCGGGAACGAGCUUUGAUGAAGUAAUUGAUAUCAUACAGGAAGAGGAAAAACGUGAUGAAAUUCCAGAAUACUCUGAACCAGUUCUGGAGUUUAACAGAAGUGUUAAAGUUGUUUCUACAAAAUAUAAUGGUCCUCCAUUCCCGCCAGUUGCUUCUACUUUUCAGCCUACUACUGAUGUUCUAGAUAAAGUAAUUCAGAGAAAAGAAACAUUGGAAAAUAGCUUAAUUCAGUGGGUAGAACAAGAAAUAAUGUCAAGAAUUAUCUCUGGGCUCUUUCCCAUCCAACAACAGGCCAUACCUAAUGUCAGUACUUCAGUCAGUGAGACAAGUGAACCAUUGACUUCUGACAUCGUGGAAGGAACAAGCAAUGGUGCCCUCCAGCUUUUUGUUGAUGCUGGGGUUCCUGUGAAUUCAGACAUGAUUAACCAUUUUGUGAAUGAGGCUCUUGCUGAGACCAUUGCUGUCAUGCUGGGUGACAGAGAAGCAAAGAAGCAAGGUUCUGUUGCUGCAAGUGUUUCUGGGGAUGUUUCAGCAAGCAACACAUACUUGCCGGCAAGAGUAUGUACCCCAGUGGCUACCCCACAGCCAACUCCUCCUCACUCACCUUCAUCACCUCCUAAGGAGCUUGUGUUAGUAAAAACUCCAGAUUCUUCUCCCUGUAAUUCAGAUCAUGAUUUAGCUAUUCCUGCAAAAGAAAUACUUGCUGAAAAAGGAAAUGAUACGCCUGCCAUCACACUUGUUAAUACUCCAGCGGUUACCCCUACUAUGACACCUUCUCCUGCAGCAGCUUUUUCCCCAACUUUGUCAGAGAUUUCCAUCGAUAAAUUGAAGCUGUCAGACCCAGAGCUUCCUAAGCCAUGGAGUGAUGGAGACCUGCCACUGGAAGAAGAGAAUCCUAACUCUCUUCAAGAAGAACUUCACCCAAGAGCUAUCGUAAUGUCUGUGGCCAAGGAUGAAGAACCUGAGGGUGUGGAUUUCCCUGCUCAGCCUGCAUCUCCAGAACCUCCAGUUCCAUUUACGCUACUUCCUCCUGGCACCAAGGCCCCUUCCCCCACACAGAUGCCAGGUUCUGAUUCAUCAACAACGGAGAGCACCUUGAGCAUUACUGUCACUGAAACCGAGACUUUAGAUAGACCCAUCUCUGAAGGAGAGAUUUUAUUUAACUGUGGUCAAAGAGUGGCUCCCAAGAUUUUAGGAGAUGAAGGACUGUAUUUGAUGAACCUAAAUGAUAGCUUAUCCAGUACUCUGCAUGAUGCCCUUGAAAUGGAAGAUGAUCCUCCCAGCGAAGGACAAGUAAUUAGGAUGCCCCAUAAAAAAAUUCAAGCAGAUGCAAUUCUUUCUCUUCUUGCUAAACAGAACCAGGACUUCUUGGUUUCACAGCAAGCAGUCUAUCAUUCAGAGGACUUGGAAAACAGUGCAGGUGAACUUAGCGAAGGACAAAGGCCCAGGCUGACAGCAGCAGUAGAGAACAUCUUACUGGGACAUUCUGUCUCUAUGCAGCCACCUGCCACGAAUGCAGAGUCUUUGGAUCAGAAAUGUGCUCCUAAGCCAUUAUCUCAACAAUUUGACACAGUUACAGGUGGUGGUUAUGAAGAUUCAUGUGCUAGUCAUGGUCCAAUGAGUUUGGAAGAAUUGGAAUUGCAGCUGAAUUCUAACCCUGCCCUUCCCACAACACUUUUCACAGCACAAAAAAAUGAUGUUAUGUUAUCAGGAGCUACUGAAGAUAUUUCUUCAUACCAACAAAAGCAUGACCAAGAUGUUAAGCAAGUUGAAUGUAAGCCAGCACAAAGUCGUUUAAUACGUGUAAGAAAUAAAUCUGAUACUUCACUUUCACAGCAACAAGUUAGCCCAAAUGAAAUGGAUCAGACACAAAUUGAGCCCAAUCUGUACCUUGCAUCUGUAUUUACAGGGGGUAAAGCGGUACCACUUCUCACUUCGCAGACGUCACCCACCAAGAUGUCUGUGACGCUGCCCUCAGUGACACUGGAGGAUUGUUCUCAGUCUCUGAGCAUUAGCCCUGUUCAGGGGGGCACGGAGUCAUCAGGAGCAGAUACCUUCUGAAAGGGAAGUGAGAGCCAGCAUAAUAGUUGUGCCACUGGUUGUGAAGUCAUUUUUCUCAAGCAUAAAACCAUGUCUCAAACUAUUUGGGGU